AUGUGGUGGGGAGAUAAGAUCCACCAUGAAGCCUCCUCAGGACAUGACAGGAACGAGUCCUCCAGCUCUGCCACUCCCUCGGCCGCUCCCUCCGCUGAUCUGCCCAUCUCCCUGUUUGGAAGCAGCUCCGCAGACUGCCUCAUGCUCUCCCCGGGAGGGCAUCGAUCCCUCUUGCCCCCACCCAGACCCGUGAGCGCCAAGCCUGACCUGAUCUCCUGGCUGGAAGGAGAAGAUGAGCAUCUCUUCCUGUUCUCAGCUGAAGAGGAGGGACUGAAAGACAGCGGUAUGGGGAGAAUUCACAGAGGCGCAAAAAAAUGCCUAGACAGUGCAAAAAGCUUCAGCUGGAGUGACAAUCCUAUUUCCCACCAGAGAGCUCAUACAGGGGAGAAACCAUAUCAAUGCCUUGAAUCUAGCAGCAGCUUCAGUCGCAGAAAAAAACUUAUUUACCAUCAGAGAAUUCACAAAGGGCUGAAUGCUAAUAGAUGCCUGGAGUGUGGAAAAGGCUUUCGGUGCAAGGCUAAGUUAACUUCACAUCAGAGAAUUCAUACAGGGAAGAAACCAUAUAAAUGCCUGGAGUGUGGAAAGUGCUUUACUAGGAAAGGAAGCUUUACUCACCAUAAAAGAACUCAUACAGGGGUGAAACCCUAUAAACAUCUGGAGUGUGGAAAAAGCUUUCGGAGGAAUAAUAUAUUAACUUUCCAUCAAAGAACUCACACAGGUGAGAAACCAUAUAAAUGUUUGAAGUGUGGAAAAAGCUUUUCAAGGAAGAAUAGUUUAACUUCUCAUCAAAGAAUUCACACAGGGGAGAACCCAUAUAAAUGCCAGGAAUGUGGAAAAGUCUUCAGUCACAAGAGAAAUCUUACUUACCAUGAAAGCAUUCAUACAGGAGAAAAACCAUAUAAAUGUUUGAAGUGUGGAAAAAGCUUUUCAAGGAAGAAUAGUUUAACUUCCCACCAAAGAAUUCACACAGGGGAGAAACCAUAUAAAUGCCUAGAAUGUGGGGAAAGCUUUUCAUGGAAGAAGAUUCUAACAUUCCAUCAACGAAUUCACACAGGGGAGAAACCAUAUAAAUGCCCGGAAUGUGGGAAAAGCUUUUCACGGAGGUUUACUCUAACUUCCCAUCAACGAAUUCACACAGGGGAGAACCCAUAUAAAUGCCUGGAAUGUGGGAAAAGCUUUUCACGGAGGUUUACUCUAACUUCCCAUCAACGAAUACACACAGGGGAGAAACCAUAUAAAUGCCUGGAAUGUGGCAAAAGUUUUUCAUGGAAGGAUACUCUAACUUCCCAUCAACGAAUUCACACAGGGGAGAACCCACAUAACUGCCUGGAGUGUGGAAAGUUCUUUAGUUGCAAAAGAAGCCUUGUUGACCAUGAAAGAAUACAUACAGGGGAGAAACCAUAUAAAUGUCUGGAAUGUGGGGAAAGCUUUCCACGGAAGGAUACUUUAACAUCCCAUCAAAGAAUUCACAAAGUGGAGAAUCCAUAUAAAUGCCUGGAAUGUGGGAAAAGCUUUUCACGGAAGGAUACGUUAACUUCCCACAAAAGAAUUCACACAGGGGAGAAACCAUAUAAAUGCCUGGAAUGUGGGAAAAGCUUUGCACGGAAGGAUAAUCUAACUUCCCAUCAACUAAUUCACACAGGUAAGAACCCAUAUAAAUGCCCGGAGUGUGGAAAGGGCUUUAGUAGCAAAGGAAGCCUUACUUCCCAUGAAAGAAUUCACACAGGGGAGAAACCAUAUAAAUGCCUGGAAUGUGGGAAAAGCUUUCCACGGAAGGAUACCCUAACUUCCCAUCAACGAAUUCACAAAGGGGAGAACCCAUAUAAAUGCCUGGAGUGUGGAAACUGCUUUAGUCGCAAAGGAACCCUUCUUGACCAUGAAAGAAUACAUACAGGGGAGAAACCAUAUAAAUGUCUAGAAUGUGGGAAAAGCUUUGCACGGAAAAAUACUCUAACUUUCCAUCAACGGAUUCACACAGGGGAGAAACCAUAUAAAUGCCUGGAAUGUGGGAAAAGCUUUCCACGGAAGGAUACCCUAACUUCCCAUCAACGAAUUCACAAAGGGGAGAACCCAUAUAAAUGCCUGGAGUGCGGAAAGUGCUUUAGUAGCAGAGGAGGCCUUACUUACCAUGAAAGAAUUCAUACAGGGGAGAAACCAUAUAAAUGUCUAGAAUGUGGGAAAAGCUUUGCACGGAAAAAUACUCUAACUUUCCAUCAACGGAUUCACACAGGGGAGAAACCAUAUAAAUGCCUGGAAUGUGGGAAAAGCUUUUCACGGAAGGAUACUCUAACUUCCCAUCAAAGAAUUCACGAUUUUGUUUCAGAUCCGGUGUCCUUUGAAGAGGUGGCCGUGUAUUUCACCCGGGGGGAGUGGGCCCUGCUGAGCCCGGCCCAGAGAACUCUCUACAAGGACGUCAUGCUGGAGAACUUUGGGAAUGUGGCCGCUCUGGGACCCGUGAGCGCCAAGCCUGACCUGAUCUCCUGGCUGGAAGGAGAAGAUGAGCAUCUCUUCCUGUUCUCGGCUGAAGAGGAGGGACUGAAAGUCAUCUUCUCCGUUGGAGACAUCCGGGCAUGCUUCGAUGUCGACCCUAACCCCGGAUGCUCUCAUUCCCACUUCGGGAACUUCGAUGUCGACAGUCGCAAUCGAUGCUUCGGCACCAAAACGGUCGACAGCGGUAUGGGGAGAAUUCACAGAGAGGCGAAAAAAUGCCUAGACAGUGCAAAAAGCUUCAGCUGGAGUGACAAUCCUAUUUCCCAUCAAAAAGUUUAUACAGGGGAGAAAUCACAUCAAUGCCUUGAAUCUAACAGCAGCUUCAGUCCCAGAAAAAAACUUAUUUACCAUCAGAGAAUUCACAAAGGGCUGAAUGCUAAUAGAUGCCUGGAGUGUGGAAAAGGCUUUCGGUGCAAGGCUAAGUUAACUUCACAUCAGAGAAUUCAUACAGGGAAGAAACCAUAUAAAUGUCUGGAGUGUGGAAAGUGCUUUACUAGGAAAGGAAGCCUUACUUACCCUAAAAGAAUUCAUACAGGGGUGAAACCCUAUAAAUGUCUGGAGUGUGGAAAAAGCUUCCGACGGAAUAAUAUAUUAACCUUCCAUCAAAGAACUCACACAGGCGAGAAACCAUAUAAAUGUUUGAAGUGUGGAAAAAGCUUUUCAUGGAAGAAUAGUCUAACUUCUCAUCAAAGAACUCACACAGGAGAGAAACCAUAUAAAUGUUUGAAGUGUGGAAAACUCUUCAGGCACAAGGCAAACCUUACUUACCAUGAAAGAAUUCAUACAGGAGAAAAACCAUAUAAAUGUCUAGAGUGUGGAAUAAGCUUUUCACAAAGGUAUAGUCUAACUUCCCACCAAAUAAUUCACACAGGGGAGAAACCAUAUAAGUGCCUGGAAUGUGGGGAAAGCUUUUCAUGGAAGAAGAUUCUAACUUCCCAUCAACGAAUUCACACAGGGAAGAAACCAUAUAAGUGCCUGGAAUGUGGAAAAAGCUUUUCAUGGAAGAAUACCCUAGCUUCCCAUCAACGAAUUCACACAGGGGAGAACCCAUAUAAAUGCCUGGAAUGUGGGAAAAGCUAUACACGGAAGGAUACUCUAACUUCCCAUCAACGAAUUCACACAGGGGAGAACCCAUAUAAAUGCCUGGAAUGUGGAAACUGCUUUAGUCACAAAGGAAGCCUUACUUCCCACAAAAAAAUACAUACAGGGGAGAAACCAUAUACAUGUCUAGAAUGUGAGAAAAGCUUUCGAUGCAAAGAUAAAUUAACUACCCAUCAAAGAAUUCACACAGGGGAGAACCCAUAUAAAUGCCUGGAAUGUGGGAAAGGCUUUCCUUGGAAGGCUACCCUAACUUCCCAUCAACGAAUUCACACAGGGGAGAACCCAUAUAAAUGCCUGGAAUGUGGAAACUGCUUUAGUUGCAAAGGAAGCCUUACUUCCCACAAAAGAAUACAUACAGGGGAGAAACCAUAUACAUGUCUAGAAUGUGGGAAAAGCUUUCGAUGCAAGGAUAAAUUAACUUCCCAUCAAAGAAUUCACACAGGCGAGAAACCAUAUAAAUGCCUGGAAUGUGAGAAAAGCUUUUCACGGAAGGAUAAGCUAACUUCCCACCAAAGAACUCACACAGGGGAGAACCCAUAUAGAUGUCUGGAGUGUGGAAAAAGCUUUUCACGGAAGGGUAAUCUAACUUCCCACCAAAGAAUUCACAUAUUAAAGGAAGCAUAG
This is a messenger RNA of Gekko japonicus, 4215 nucleotides long. Its product is annotated as zinc finger protein 585B-like. Gene Ontology annotation, biological process: regulation of DNA-templated transcription. The record is from RefSeq and is a predicted model, not a curated record. The transcript is spliced from 8 exons. Bases 1 to 4215 code for a protein of 1404 amino acids. Lineage: Eukaryota; Metazoa; Chordata; Lepidosauria; Squamata; Gekkonidae.